AUGGCAGCCAGGCAUGGGUGGUGGCUGGGCUCAGCUGGUGUUCCUCUGCUCUCGAGGAGCUGCAGGGCAGCCCACUCGGGCUCUGGAGUCUCCCUCAAGCGGGAGUAUGACGCGGUUGUGAUCGGAGCAGGACACAACGGACUGGUGGCUGCUGCCUACCUGCAGAAGGGGGGGUUGAAAACAGCAGUGCUCGAGAGAAGACACCUUGUUGGUGGUGCAGCAGUGACAGAAGAGAUUAUCCCAGGUUUUCACUUCUCCAGAGCUUCUUACUUGCUCAGUUUGCUGAGACCUCAGAUUUACACAGAGCUUGAGUUAAAGAAACAUGGCUUAAAAGUGCUUCUCCGUGACCCUUACUCCUUCACCCCAUUGCUGGAGGAAGGCCAGGAUGGCAAAGCCCCCCGCUCUCUGUUGCUGGGGAACAACUUGGCUGAGACACAGAGCCAGAUUGCUCAAUUCUCUGUAAAGGAUGCCCAGGCCUUUCCCAAAUAUGAGGCAUUCAUGAGCCGCUUGGUGUCAGCCAUAGACCCUCUGCUUGAUACCUGCCCUGUGGACAUGGCUCUGCUCAGCCAGGGCUCCCUGCUUCAGCGGUUCAGGGCUUUGCGAGAUCUGCAGAAACUGUUUCGUGCCGGCUUUGCUCUAGGAAAACAGUUCCCCCAAUAUUAUGAAGUCCUCACAGCACCGAUUUCCAAGAUCUUGAAUUUCUGGUUUGAGUCUGAGCCCUUGAAAGCUACGUUGGCAACAGAUGCAGUUAUUGGUGCCAUGGCUGGUCCGCACACGCCAGGCAGUGGGUAUGUGCUGCUGCACCACGUGAUGGGCGAGCUGGAGGGGCGCCAGGGGGCCUGGGGCUACGUGGCCGGUGGCAUGGGUGCUCUUUCCCAAGCGCUGGCCUGUGCCGCGACUGCGCUCGGGGCUGAGAUCUUCACUGAGAAGGCGGUUGCCCAGAUUCUUCUGAGUCCUGAUAGGAAGGUGCAAGGUGUUUGCCUCCAAGAUGGAACUGAAGUAAAGAGCUGCUUGGUGCUGUCCAAUGCAUCUCCACAGCUCACCUUUCUAGAAUUAACUCCUCAGGAGCAACUGCCAUUGGAGUUUAUCCAGAGAAUCUCACAAUUUGACACACGCUCUCCGGUCACCAAGAUCAAUGUGGCUGUGGAUCGGUUGCCCAGUUUCCUAGCAGCCCCAAAUGCCCCUGAUGGCCACCCCUCGCCCCACCAUCAGUGCUCCAUCCACCUCAAUUGUGAAGAGAUGCAUACCUUGCACCAGGCCUUUGAAGACGCCUGCUCUGGGAAGCCAUCCAGCAGGCCCAUGAUCGAACUGUGUAUUCCAUCUGCCCUGGAUCCUACACUGGCUCCCCCAGGCUGCCAUGUGGUCUCUCUCUUCACCCAGUAUACCCCCUACACGUUGGCGGCAGGGAAGCCGUGGGAUGACCGGGAGCGCGAGGGCUACGCUGACCGAGUAUUUGAUUGCGUUGAAGCCUAUGCACCUGGAUUCAAGGCCUCUGUCAUUGGCAGGGAUGUCCUAACACCUCCAGACCUUGAGCGGAUUUUUGGCCUACCUGGCGGGAACAUAUUUCACGGGGCAAUGUCUUUAGAUCAGCUCUACUUUGCCCGGCCAGCGCCUUCCUCCUCCAGCUACCGGUCUCCAAUCCAAGGCCUGUAUCUCUGCGGAAGCGGUGCUCAUCCUGGAGGAGGUGUGAUGGGAGCAGCAGGGUGCAAUGCUGCCAGAACAGCCGUGGAAGAUUUCAAGAACCUGCGACCCAGGAGGACCAGGUAGCUGCUUUGGGUCAGAAAGAGGGACUCCUCCAGUUUGCAGACUCGGUGCUCUGCCAGCUGGGUGCCCGCAUCUGGAAGCCGCUCUGCUGUGUACUGUCUCUGGAGCUGGUUCUCGAGAGCCUUUCCAAUGCUCCUCAUCCCCAAGGCGUGGCACAGAGCCAGAGCAGGGCAGUGAUCUGCAGUCAAACAACAACAUGCCAUAAGGACAUUAGCGCUGCUCUUGUUGCCAGUCCAGUGCCAGCUUGAUCCACCAUUUAGCAAUUCCUUAGGCCAUGUUACUCUUCACAGUGGAGUUGUGCAAAGGCUCUGGAGACAGCUGCAUCCGUGGACUAGUUGGGGAAUGGAACCUCGCUGCAAGAAGGAGAGCAAAGCUGGGAAUGAGUGGGGAGCCUGAAUCCUGUGCGGCAGCCCACUCUUGAGCUGCUGGUGAAGCUAGGAAGAGGGGUUGCACUGGCUGAGAAUGCUCCGCACAUGUCGGCAUCCCUUUCUGAAAGCCCCCAGCUGUGCCGGGCAGGGCACCUUGCUUUUGGCAAGCAAGGCUUGAGGCUCCAAGCAAGCCGCCUCUGAGAAGCAGCACAAAGACUGGCUCCUCCGUGAUCCUGCAGCUCCAGAAGUGAGGCCGGGUUCUCAUUGUGUCACCUCAGCAAAGGGGCAAGGAGAUUCUGCUGCCACUCAUGUCAUCUGACCUUGUGCUCCCCAUCCAAAGCUGGACAUGCCUGACUGAGCCCCAGUCCAAAUGAGACAUAUUUCUCACUAGCAAAGAACAGCUGCUUCCAAACACCCUGCUGCAGUUCGGCUGCAAAUCCAGCUCGGAAGUGGCUGGGAGCCAGCUACCCUCGCCCGAGCAGGGUCCUUGCUGGGCUUUAUGUGCAGGGUAGUCUGAUUCAUGAAUCAGCUGAGCCGGAGCACUUGGCGUUAAUCCAUUUCCAUUCCAUUGAAACCAAUGGGAAUAAAUCAGCUUAUAUCUAAAUACUCCAUUUUAAUUGGCGUGUGGACUGCAGCCAAAGUGUGUUGACACAAGGAAAAUCGAUAGCUAACUUUCCUCCCUCGCUAUGAUGGAUUGAUUUCACGUGACAAAAUGAUUGUUAAAUCAUUGCUACCUGAAUGUUUAGAAAAUGUAUCUCUGAAGAUUAAAGAGUUUUUAAAAAACU
Varanus komodoensis (Komodo dragon) is the source of this 2917-nucleotide messenger RNA. It is a transcript of the gene PYROXD2, whose product is annotated as pyridine nucleotide-disulphide oxidoreductase domain 2. The transcript is spliced from 16 exons. NCBI's taxonomy places the organism in Eukaryota, Metazoa, Chordata, Lepidosauria, Squamata, Varanidae. The coding region runs from base 1 to 1767 and encodes 588 amino acids. Gene Ontology annotation, molecular function: oxidoreductase activity. The record is from RefSeq and is a predicted model, not a curated record.